This is a messenger RNA of Macrosiphum euphorbiae (potato aphid), 666 nucleotides long. The record is from the annotation of a GenBank genome assembly. Lineage: Eukaryota; Metazoa; Arthropoda; Insecta; Hemiptera; Aphididae.
AUGCAGCAUUUUAAGGUAUUGAUACUGCAGAGUUUCGUGAUCGCGGCGGCGGCGUUAAUAAUAAUGUCAUCGGUGGCGGCGGACGAGCCGGUCGCCGAGCCAUCGCUUUACUCGACGGCAUACUUACCACCGAAACCUGUGGUCGUAGUCGGCGGCCCGCUACACUACAACAGCCCGUAUGAUGGUGCCGUGGCCAGCACGUCGACAAGCGUGUUCCGGACACCCGGCCACCCGGGUCAGGUGUCCGCAGUUCACAAAACCGUUGAGACGCCGUACUCGUCCGCUCACAAGGCGGAUGUACGAUACACCAACGACGUGCAACUACCGUAUCAUCACUAUCCGGCCGCUGUCCCCUACGGCUAUGGCCCGACCGCUGUUCCGUACGGCUACGGCCCAACCGCCGUCCCGUAUGGUCAUGGACCGGUCGCCGUCCAGUACGGCCAUGGACCGGCUGCCGUCCCUUACGGCUACGGACAUGCUGCGGCUGUCCCGUACAAUCAUGGACCGGCUGCCGUCCCCUACGGCUACGGACAUGCUGCGGCUGUCCCGUACAAUCAUGGACCGGUCGCUGCCACGUACGGUCAUGGCCCAACCGCCAGUGGAUAUUCAGUCUCACACGCCAGUUUCUCCGGACCGCAUGGAACCCACUACUCGUACAGACGGUGA